GGUGCAACUAUUUACUAUAAAAUGAGACACACAAAAUUGACCCCUGUGAAGCGACGCUCACACUGUUCAGUCCGACAUGCGCAUGCGGUAUCAUAGGAUCGUACGGUCAUGCCUGCCUGAGGGAGGCAAGUGGAGUGGAGUGGAGGCGAGACGAAACGCCGAAGCGUCAAGUGAGGCCUUGGCUUUAAAAUGGCCACUCCUGGUGUCGCGCGUACAACGCAAAGCAACGUUACUCCGUCAGAUCGUUCUCGAUCCCUACGGUACUCGCGAAUGUAGAGUAUUUCGGCGAGUGUCCCAUCGUAAUCAUCCUGAAUAUCAGUAUCGUCCUCAUCCCGGAGAUUGUGCGUGUGAAACAGAAUCGGAAACGACGGAACGGAGACAGCGAGGUGUGCGAGAGCGAGGUCCUCGGCGUCGCGCUGUGCGGCGUUAGUGACGCUUCCAUGACGUCCUGGC
This is a messenger RNA of Acromyrmex echinatior (Panamanian leafcutter ant), 453 nucleotides long. RefSeq lists its product as uncharacterized. The record is from RefSeq and is a predicted model, not a curated record. NCBI's taxonomy places the organism in Eukaryota, Metazoa, Arthropoda, Insecta, Hymenoptera, Formicidae.